UACACUCCUUCCUCUCCUGCUUUCUUCUUCGGGCCACUCGCAUCUUCGACCAAAAAGGAAGACAAGCAUGACUACCCGGCUACCCCUAUCUUCCUUCUAAUUCACAUUGCUAUCUUCUCAACCAUGGCACAUGGAGACAGAUUUUAUUCUCCACGGACGACGAUGUCUAGUCUAUAAGCGACGGAAAAUCCAGAUCAGGGCGGAGGUGGUGCGACGGCUAGGGUUUCAAGGUGUGGCGGCGGUUAGGGUUAUAGAAGCGAGGCAGGCGGCGACUAAAGUUACAGGGUGGGCGGUGACUAAAGUUACAGGGUGCGGCGGCGUGCAAGGGUCGGGCUAUGCCGACUGGCGAUGGUGGGAUAGGGGAGAGGUUGGGCUAGAAUUUAGUGCAGUGGGGGAAGGGGCUAUGCUGGUGAUGAGGCUGAGGAAGGGAGCUGGGCGGCCGCACCUCACUGGAACACCGGUGGUGGUCACUAGCCGGCGACAGGCGGUGUUGACUGGCCGGCGACCGGCGGUGGUCACUGGCCGACGUCCAGCGGUGGUUAGCGGCCUGACAUGUAAUUGUAACUGGUUAGAGGAAUAACUGUAACUGGUCGAACGAGUAAAUGUAACUGGCGGAGCGUCACUGUAAUUAGUCUUACGAUUAAUGUUAACUAAUUGAACGUGUAACACUAAUUAGUCAUAAUUGUAAAUCAACCGAACGUACAGUAAAUGAGCAAAAAUUGUCAAAAAGAAAAACGGUAAAGGAGCAUAAAUUUUCAAAAAACAAAAAAGAAAAGAGUAAAGGAGCAUAAAUUAAAAAAG
Messenger RNA from Cuscuta epithymum, 801 nucleotides. NCBI's taxonomy places the organism in Eukaryota, Viridiplantae, Streptophyta, Magnoliopsida, Solanales, Convolvulaceae. The record is from the annotation of a GenBank genome assembly.